AUGGCUGAUCAAUCAAGACACGUCACCCUGAAGCUCCAGGACCACGACCACUCAGCAGCCCCACCAUCCUCCCUUCGCCUGACUGGCAAGUUCUUGACAGCAGGCGCAGCUGGGACAACCCUUUUAGUCCUGUCCGGGUUAACGUUAACUGGGACAGUGAUGGCCCUGAUCAUGGCCACCCCAGUGCUGGUGGUGUUUAGUCCAAUCCUAGUCCCGGCUGGGAUAGUCGUGUUCCUGACAGCAGCCGGCCUUGUUUUCUCUGGCGGGUGCGGCGUGGCGGCAGUAACAACGUUGACAUUGAUGUACAAGUACAUAUCUAGCUACGUGGCUACAAAGAAAAGAGCUUACUUGUAUGGGCAGUACUUCUGCCCUUUUUGA
Molecule: messenger RNA, 378 nt
Organism: Prunus dulcis (almond)
Lineage: Eukaryota; Viridiplantae; Streptophyta; Magnoliopsida; Rosales; Rosaceae
Product: oleosin 16 kDa-like
Exons: 1
Coding region: 1-378 (125 amino acids)
Biological process (GO): lipid storage
Cellular component (GO): membrane; monolayer-surrounded lipid storage body
Source: RefSeq, a predicted model, not a curated record